Messenger RNA from Sinocyclocheilus rhinocerous, 3527 nucleotides. It is a transcript of the gene r3hdm2, whose product is annotated as R3H domain containing 2. NCBI's taxonomy places the organism in Eukaryota, Metazoa, Chordata, Actinopteri, Cypriniformes, Cyprinidae. The coding region runs from base 531 to 3344 and encodes 937 amino acids. The transcript is spliced from 23 exons. Gene Ontology annotation, molecular function: nucleic acid binding. The record is from RefSeq and is a predicted model, not a curated record.
CGCGAACUCGUGCUCGGUGGCGAUUUAACGGCAUUAAGCGGCGGCGGGCUGUCGUUAUUCGGCUACCGGAGGGUUAUGACUUUAAACAUGUUCACCUAACCCAUCCUGAGCGGUAGUAAUGCGCUCACGAGUUCGUGAGUUGGCCGAUUGUCAUUUCGACUUAGCUGGCGUUCGCUUAGCCGCCACAGGCUAAUUAUUUAACCCGUGCUGUGAGGUAAAUAUUGACUCCAAAUCACUGGAAACGCAACAAAAACGCCACAACGCGUCCAGAACGCCGACCUACAGCGCUGUUUCAUCGUAUUGGCUGAACGCGAGGGAUUAACGGCAGGUGGAGCUGUGACGAUUGUGUGGAUAAGAACGUUGUGUAGGAUGCAGGGAAACAGAGAAGACGCUCGUUCACCAUGACGUCCCCCCCGCUCUCAUCUCAGCCAUAGGAACACACACACACACACACACACGCAGAAGAACACACACCAUCACACUACAGCCCAGGUGUGUCAGGGUUUGUGAGGUGUGUGCUUUGAGGGAUCAUGUCUGUGGUCUUCACACCUGACGGGAUGUUGGAGGGCGACGGCUCUCUGUCCACCGAUGCUUCCGUGGGCAUUCGUGGCAAAAUCAGCCCGACGGCACUCGCAAAAGACGCCAACUCCGACAGCACAGAACCAGACGACAACCUCUCCCAGGAUGCACAGCGGCGCUGUCAGAAUCACGGCCACACUAGGAAACGAGCCAAGUCGAAUGCGAAGCUGAAGCUGGUGAGGAGUCUUGCAGUUUGUGAGGAAUCUUCAGGACCGUUUUCGACCGACGGUCCUCCAGAAUCACAGGACAUCAUUCAGCUUCACAUCAGCUGUCCGUCCGAUAAAGAGGAAGAGAAAUCCUCGAAAGACGAGUACGAGAAUGAGGAGAGGGAAAAGAAGGAUAAAACUCCACGCAAGAUGCUCUCGCGCGACUCCAGUCAGGAAUACACUGACUCCACAGGGAUUGAUGUGCACGAGUUCCUGGUGAACACACUGAAAAACAACCCCAGAGACAGAAUGAUGCUGCUCAAGCUGGAACAGGAUAUACUGGAGUUCAUUAAUGAUGAGAAUAAUCAGUAUAAGAAGUUUCCUCAAAUGACCUCAUAUCAUCGCAUGCUGCUGCAUCGGGUCGCUGCCUACUUUGGCAUGGAUCACAACGUGGACCAAACAGGCAAAGCGGUCAUCAUCAACAAGACCAGCAACACACGCAUCCCCGAGCAGAGGUUCUCGGAGCACAUUAAAGAUGAGCGCAACAUGGACUUCCAGAAGAAGUUCAUCCUGAAGCGAGACGAUGCCAGCAUGGAUAAAGACGAUAAUCAGAUCCGGGUACCGCUGCAAGACGGCCGCCGCAGCAAGUCCAUCGAGGAGCGAGAGGAGGAGUACCAGCGCGUCAGAGAUCGCAUCUUUGCACGAGAAUCCUCACAGAAUGGAUACAUCAAUGAUAACAGGGGUAACAGGGAAAGCUCCAGCCGGGCGUCUAGCAGUCGCCAGAGCAGCACCGACAGCGACAUGAAGAGCCUGGAGCCGCGUCCGUGGAGCAGCACAGACUCGGACAGCUCCAACCGUACGCUCAGACCUCCGGUCACCAAAGCCAGCAGCUUCAGCGGCAUCUCCAUCCUCACGCGCGGAGACAGUCUGGGCAGCGCCAGGAGCUCCCGCACAGGUAACACACACACCCUUGCUGACCGUCCGUCUGCGCAGGCUGUGUCUUAUUCAAACCCUUCGUGCCCUCAGGUCAUCCUGCCUGUUUCUCCUUCCCAGCAAUACAACAUGGGAGAUGAGUUGACUCCAGGUUUCAGGCAGAUGUCUCUCAGCCGUCAGAGCUCCAGCGAGGCACCAGAGCCACCCAGCCUAUACCAGCCUCCACCCGCCGUACUAUCCCAGCAUCCUCCACCACAGCCCAGCUACAUCAUGCCCCCGCCGCCCUCUGGAUACCAUAGCACUAAUAGAGAAAUUCAACCACGAUCGAAUGAUAAGAGCAGGUGUGUGAGAGUGUGUGUGUGUGUGUGUGUGUGUGUGUGUGGUAUCAGAGGUAAUGAUAUGCAGUAUGUGUUGUCGUCAUCAGACUUUCUCUCUCUCUCGUCUCAGAUCCAGAUUCAGUAUUAUUCCACCGGAGGACAGUAUCCGAAUUCAGGCCAGCAGUAUCGCUCCAUCUCUCACCAGGUGUCGUAUCCCGCACAGCGCUCUCAGCCGCUGCCCCCGCCGGCGCAGCCCUCCGCUCCUCUCCAGCCCAUGAUGACUAAUCAGCAGCCUGCGUAUCAGAGCAUGAUGGGAGUCCAGCAGCCUCAGAGCGCCAGUAUGAUGAACACGCAGCGCACGGCCAUGAACGGACAGAUGCCGGGCAUGAUGGUCCAGUACCCACCCAUGCCCUCCUAUCAGGUGCCUGUAGCUAAUGAGAGUCAGUCUGUGGUGCAGCAGCAGUACCAGCAGCCCGUCAUGGUUCCCGCCAGUCAGUCUGUGCAGGGAGCCAUGCCGACCGCGGCACCCAUGCCUGUCUACUACAGCGUACUGACGCCCACACAACAGAACAGCACAAGUCCAUCUGUUGGUUACCUGCAGCCGCCCAGUUCAGAUCAGUACCAGAUGACCCAGUCUGCCUCGCCCUGCAGCCCACAGCCAAUGCAACAGCAGUAUUCAGGGGUUCCUCCUCCUGGUCCUAGUGUCAUGGUAAUGCAGCUCAGUGUCCCUAACGGACCGCAGCCGACCCAGAAUCCUCCGCUGGUGCAGUGGAACCCCUGCAAGUACUACAGCAUGGAGCAGAGACCCAGCAACCCCGAGCCGCAGAGAGUGUGUGUGUGUGUGUGUGUGUCAGCAGAUGGACGCUACUCUUUACUGGGGCAGCCACUGCAGUACAGUCUGUGUCCUCCCAUCAUGCACAACCACAACCAGUCCUCCUACAGCUCCCAUCAGAGUCAGGGAGUGAUGAAGCACGGAGCGCGGGGGAAAAGACAAACGCUCAAAUCUGCCUCUACAGACCUCGGGACUACUGACGUGGUGGUGAAUCGGGUGCUGGAGGUCACAGACCUCCCCGAGGGCAUUUCCCGUCCGGAGGCCGAGAAGCUCUUUAACCAGCUCUCGCUCUGCGGUGCCAAGAUCCAGUGGCUGAAGGACUCUCAGUGUCCCCGGGGCCCCGGCGGCGGCGGAGGAGGACGUGGAGACGCCAGGGACCCCGCUAACCUCUACACCGUGGUGGCCGUGUUCCCCAACACCAUGGCGGCCCAGAGCGCCUCCUUCAGACUCAACAACAGUGGGGGGAGUUUGUUCAAACUGCGCGCCACCAAAAAGAACUAUGACUUGCGUGUGCUGGAGCGAGCGAGCUCGCAGUGAGUCGGGAGAGAGAGAGAGGAAGUCGAAGAUGUCAAAGGGAAGAGAUCAUCCUGGAGUUCCUUAGGGAUCUUUUUUAUUGUUUGUAUCAUUACCAGAAGAGCACAUAUGACACAGAAGUGUGUUGCGUUGUACGUGUGUCGUAUGACGCGCACACACACUCAUAGACACAACCGGGCAAAUUCA